Messenger RNA from Bursaphelenchus okinawaensis, 2019 nucleotides. NCBI's taxonomy places the organism in Eukaryota, Metazoa, Nematoda, Chromadorea, Rhabditida, Aphelenchoididae. The record is from the annotation of a GenBank genome assembly.
AUGACCGAGCCAAUAAUUGAAGAUGUCAUUGACGUUGUUGAUCGACCUAUAGGAUAUCAAAAGUAUGGGCAUGGAAAACAUUACAUCUUGGGUAUAUGUGGGGCUGUUGGUAAGGAGAAAAACUAAAUUUAACAAAAAUUUUUUUAAUUUUUUAUAUAUAAUUUUUUGACUGGAAGCCUGAUGGAAGAUUUUCAAGGUAUUUUGCACUGAAAAUCUUCCACAAAUCUUACAUUUCAACUUUUUGAAAUUUUGAGUCAUAUGACAUUGUUAAUAAGAUAUUUAUAGGUUGUUACAAAAAAGACUGGCCAGAACAAGCGCUUCAAGCUUUUGACGCAUCAAAGUACACGAUUGUUUGUCUGGACCCGCCCGGUUACGGUACCAGUCGGCCACCUGAUCGUGUUCAAGAAGUCACACGAUGUAAACAGGACGCCAAGUACUGUAUUGAGCUUAUGAAGGUGAGUAAUAUGUGUUAAAGCUAGCUCUAGCCUAGAGCCCAAGCCCAGAGCCCUAGCUCAAAGCCCUAGCCCAGAGCUCUAGCCCAGACCCCUAGCCCAGAGCCCUAGCCCAGCGCCCUAGCCCAGAGCCCUAGCCCAGAGCCCUAGCCCAGAGCCCUAGCCCAGAGUCCUAGCUCAGAGCCCUAGCCCAGAGUCCUAGCACUGCUUAAAAAAAGUUACAGUAAUCUUUUUACAGAAGCUUCAGCUAACGCCAUUUUGUGUGAUGGGUUGGAGUGAGGGCGCACGAACAUCGGUUCAUGUCGCUCAACAAGGGCAGAAACUGGUUGAUCGUGUUGUUCUCAUGGCGGCAAGUACCCGGGCGGAUGCACGCGGAGAUCAAGGAUUUCAAGGUAGGGUGGGAGGACUAAGCAUGUUUUUAGGGUAGGGUAAAGUAGGGUAGGGUAGGGUAGGGUAGGGUAGGGUAGGGUAGGGUGGGGUAGGGUAGGGUAGGGUAGGGUAAGGUAGGGUAGGGUAUGUAUUACUAUUUUUAUAUUGUUUUAGGUAUCAAAGACACUGACUUAUGGACAAAUGAAAUGAGGGACAAGUACCUGAAGUUCUGCACAGAUGACUUUUUAAAGGUCCAAUGGGCAGCUCUGUGCGAUGUUAUACAUGAGUAAGCAUUUUUUUAAAUUAAAGUAACUUUUUAAACUUAUAAAAAAAUUUUGAAUUUUUUUAAAAAUUUUUAAAUUUUUUUGAAAUUUUUAAAUUUUUAAAAACUUUUUUAAAAAUAAAAAUCAUGAUAUUGAUGAAUUACAGAGUAUUCACAAACUAUAGCGGUCGAUUUCCAUCGGAUCUCAUCCUUCAUUCUAUCAAACAACCAGUAUUGUUGACUUACGGAGGCGCUGAUAAAUUCAUUAUGGAUCAGAAAUACUUCAAAACUAAAAUUCCGCAUUUGAAGUAAGCUUUUAUCUUAUUUUUUGUGUAAAAUACGAAAAAGCAAAAGAUGGAGGGAGGUGGUUUUAAAGAUUUUUUAAAAAAUUAAAAUUUUUUAUGACUUUUUAACGAAACAUAGGAAAAAGCACCGUUUACCGUAAUAAGCGUAAGGCGGCGUAAUUGGCGCUGGGAGCAUAGGAGGGGAGGGAAGGGGGGUGUUUUUUUUUGAUUUGGGAUUGGUGAUCUUCUUCCAGAGUCUCGUGUUUUUUUAUAUUAUCCUGCCCUACCCUACCCUAUUCUACUCUACCUUACCUCUACCGCUAUCUCUGCCCCUAUCUCUACCCUUAUCUCUACCACUACAUUUACGCCAGAGCUCUAGUCUAAACCCUCCCCCUACGCUUCUUUUAACCUAUCUACAAAAAAUUACAUUUCGUUCACAUAGUAUUGAUUUUUUGCAAUUCAAUCAUACCUAACCGUAAUUUUAAACCUACCUUAAUGUAAAAUACUCAGUGAGGUGUCAGGUCAUAAUUUGUUAAAAAUUUUCAGAGAAGCAGUCCACAUGACCGGAGGGCAUGAGUUCUACGUCCAAGCGCCAAGAUGGUUCGCUCUUCGCAUAAACGAGUUUUUCAAAGAGACUGGAGCUCAAUUUUAA